CCGGCCAUCCGCAUUUAAGCACUUGACAUUGAGAGCGGCUUUAAAACAGUUUGUGCCGUCGGCUCUCGGAUGAAACCCGAUUGGGCUGUCGGGACUGAUGAAGCGCUGAGCUCCACAGUUCUCUUUGCAGGUGUCGCUGGAAGUGGUUUGCAUUUGGGGCUGCCAUCUCCGGGGUGAAAAAUGUACGGGCUGCUGUGUGAGAGCCUCCAUGAUUUCAUCAAGGAGUCGUACGGGGACGACGUGUGGAAGCUGGUCAGAGAGAGGGCGGACGUCAGGCUGCACUCCUUCGUCACUCACCAGGUGUAUAGUGAGAGUGUGAUUCCUCGCAUUGCAAAGGCGGCCAGCGGGGUCACGGGAACGCCCUACAAUGACCUGAUGAACUCUUGGGGCGUCUACUUCCUGGGCUUCGUGGGGAAGUACGGCUAUGACAGGAUCCUCAAGGUGCUCGGCCGUCAUGUCCGGGACUUUGUGAACGGCCUUGACAACCUCCACGAGUAUCUGCGUUUCAGCUACCCCAAAGUGCAGCCCCCCACCUUCUUCUGCCAGGAGGAGUCCGCCACUGGAGUCACCCUCCACUACAGGAGUAAGCGCAAAGGAUACCUGCACUACGCCAUGGGUCAGCUGAGGCAGAUGGGAAAGCAGUUCUAUGACACAGACAUCCAUGUGGAGGUGCUGUCUGAGCAGAUGCACGGAGACUACUCUCACGUCACUAUGAGGUUGAUCUUUGACAACUCUGCUUACCGCUACAUCAUGAAGGAGGAUGAAGAAGAGCAGGAGAUUCUGCCAAUUACCUCCGAUUUCUUCUUUGAAGUAUUUCCUUUCAACACCGUCUUCCGAGAGGACAUGGUGGUGCAUAAUGUCGGCUCAGGCUUGUCUACAGUCUUCCCGGAUUUGGAUGGAAAGAAGAUCACCGACGCCUUCUUGCUGGCUCGCCCGCUAGUGGAGUUCACAUGGAACAUGAUCAUCUCCCACCCCAACAACCUGUUUGAGAUCAUGUCCAAGGAGCCCGUGAAGAGAGAGAGGAAUCUCCACAACCGAGUCCAGAAUUCCGACUAUGAAAAUGCCAAUCGUUCCGCUGACGUGGACGUGGAACUCAUGGCUUUCCAGUCCAUCAUCGCAGACGACUUCAAAGACAGCGCUAACGCCAUGGAGAGUUGGGGCGACGGGAGCCGCUGCCUGAGACUGAAAGGACAAAUGAGAUACAUGCCUGAGUGGGAGUCCAUCAUCUUUCUUGGAACGCCUGUGAUGGAGAGCCUGAGUGCCAUGUUCAAGACCGGCCUGUACAUCAACGAUCUGAGCAUGCACGACUCCAGCAGAGAUCUGGUGCUGGCAGGCACCCAGCAGUCAGAGGAGCUGAAAAGGGCACUCAUACAGGAGCAGAAGAAGUCCAGCAAAUUGGAAGAGAGCAUGAAGAUGCUGGACUAUGAGAUGAAGAAGACCGACGACCUUCUGUACCGAAUGAUUCCCAAGCCGGUGGCUAAGAGGCUGCGCAAAGGAGAGCCGGCUGUAAACACUUGUGAGGUGUUCCCAGAUGUUACCAUUCUUUUCAGCGACGUGGUUGGAUUCACACGCAUCUGCAGCCACAUUACUCCCAUGCAGGUGGUCUCCAUGCUGAAUACCAUGUAUACUCUGUUCGACACGCUCAGCGAAAAGCACAGAGUCUUCAAGGUGGAGACCAUCGGCGAUGCCUACAUGGUGGUGGCCGGGACUCCUGAGAAGACCAAGUAUCAUGCCCAUAACAUUUGUGACAUGGCCUUGGACAUGGUGCGCUCCAUAGACCACUUGAAAGACCCUUCCAACGGGAACAACAUCCAGAUCCGUGUCGGUAUCCACUCGGGGAUGGUGGUCGCAGGUGUGGUGGGACACAAGAUGCCACGAUACGGUCUCCACGGCGACACGGUCCACACGGCGUCUGCCAUGGAGAGCAAUGGAAAAGAGAUGCAUAUCCAGCUCAGCAGUGCCACCUAUGAGCACCUGAAAGGAAGCCACUUUAUUUUUGAAAGAAGAGGCAUCAUCACCAUCAAGGGCAAUGUAGAGAUCGAGACCUACUGGCUGAAAGGAAAGCGGGACAAAGACGGCAACGCUCAAGCGGCGUGUCCUCAAUUUGAGACCCAGACCAUCAGCAAGGCCACCGUCCUUGGGACUGAAGCCACAAGAGAUGAGGAAGGACUGGUUUUCCCACUAAUGGCCGGCGAGGACGAGGACGACGUCAAAUCCAUUCCCUCUCAUCGCAUCAAGAUGGAGAUUUCGGGCCCUUCUCCAGAAGGGUCUAUGGAGGAGUGUCGGGCGGAGGAGACGUCAGUCCAUAAGUCCCACUACAAAGACGCCUUACAGGACGGCCUGGAGGACGCUCACCUGGAGCUGGUGUCACCGGACUCUGACGGCGGGGUCUCCAUCAUGGAGUCACAUGACGGCUCCUCUGACUCCCACUGCUCCAAGAGCACAACGUGUUCCGUGUCCUGAACCCCGGUCUCUGGUAAAAGUCUAACUGAUGCUGUCGUCAGUUAUUGACCUGUAUUACUUUGUAUUGCUGCACUUUUUGGAAAACCACUAAACAUGAUCCCAAUAUCUCAAUGCUGACUGACAGACUAUGACCUCAUGGUAUUUCACGACACAGCUUAAUCAUACGCAUCUAUUUAAAGGCCUACUGAAAUGAAUUUUUUAAUUUAAACGGGGAUAGCAGAUCCAUUCUAUGUGUCAUACUUGAUCAUUUUGCGAUAUUGCCAUAUUUUUGCUGAAAGGAUUUAGUAUAGAACAACGACGAUAAAAUUCGCAACUUUUGGUCUCUGAUAAAAAAAAAGCCUUGCCCCUACCGGAAGUAGCGUGACGUAGUCGGUUGUUCACUUCCUCAUAUUUUCCUAUUGUUUUCAACGCAGCUAGAGCGAUCGAACCGAGAAAGCGACGAUUACCCCAUUAAUUUGCGCGAGGAUGAAAGAUUUGUGGAUGAGGAACGUUAGAGUGACGGACUAGAAUGCAGUGCAAAACAUAUAUUUUUUCGCUCUGACUGUAACUUAGGUACAAGCUGGCUCAUUGGAUUCCACACUCUCUCCUUUUUCUAUUGUGGAUCACGGAUUUGUAUUUUAAACCACCUCGGAUACUAUAUCCUCUUGAAAAUGAGAGUCGAGAACGCGAAAUGGACAUUCACAGGGACUUUUAUCUCCACGACAAUACAUCGGCGAAGCUCUUUAGCUAUUAAGCUAACGUGAUAGCAUCUGGCUCAAAUGCAGAUAGAAACAAAAUAAAUAAAUCCCUGACUGGAAGGAUAGACAGAAGAUCAACAAUACUAUUAAACCAUGGACAUGUAACUACACGGUUAAUAAUUCUCAGCCUGGCAAAGCUCACCAAUGCUGUUGCUAACGACGCUGAAGCUAACUUAGCAACCGGACCUCACAGAGCUAUGAUAAAACAUUAGCGCUCCACCUACGCCAGCCAGCCCUCAUCUGCUCAUCAACACCCGUGCUCACCUGCGUUCCAGUGAUCGACGGCGCGACAAAGGACUUCACCCGAUCACAGAUGCGAUUGGCGGCUAGCGUUGGCUAGCGCGUCUGCUAUCCAAGUAAGUCCUCCUUGUUGUGUUGCUACAGCCAGCCGCUAAUACACCGAUCCCACCUACAACUUUCUUCUUUGCAGUCUCCAUUGUUCAUUAAACAAAUUGCAAAAGAUUCACCAACACAGAUGUCCAGAAUACUGUGGAAUUAUGAAAUGAAAACAGAGCUUUUUGUAUUGGCUUCAAUGGGCUACCGAUACUUCUGUGUCACUGGUUACGUCACGCGCAUACGUCAUCAUCUAAAGGCGUUUUCAACCGGAAGUUUAGCGGGAAAUUCAAAAUGUCACUUUAUAAGUUAACCCGGCCGUAUUGGCAUGUGUUGCAAUGUUAAGAUUUCAUCAUUGAUAUAUAAACUAUCAGACUGCGUGGUCGCUAGUAGUGGCUUUCAGUAGGCCUUUAAUUUGAAUAUAAAUAAGUCUGCACGUAGAUUUUCCUUGCACCAACAAGUGUUCACUGCUAUGCGGUUGAACAUUUAUGCUGUAAAUAUUUCUUGCAGUGUUGCCCGCUACUGACAACUGACUUUAUUCUUCAUCCGUGGAUGUUUGCAUAUCAAUGAGCUUGAGCUCAGUGGAAUUAAAGCAAGUUGGCUUCAAA
This is a messenger RNA of Entelurus aequoreus (snake pipefish), 4141 nucleotides long. Its product is annotated as soluble guanylate cyclase 88E-like. The record is from RefSeq and is a predicted model, not a curated record. Gene Ontology annotation, biological process: cGMP biosynthetic process; nitric oxide-cGMP-mediated signaling; response to oxygen levels. Gene Ontology annotation, molecular function: heme binding; oxygen sensor activity; guanylate cyclase activity. NCBI's taxonomy places the organism in Eukaryota, Metazoa, Chordata, Actinopteri, Syngnathiformes, Syngnathidae. The coding region runs from base 181 to 2463 and encodes 760 amino acids. Gene Ontology annotation, cellular component: guanylate cyclase complex, soluble. The transcript is spliced from 19 exons.